UUAGCUUUCAGCAUAUGAAUGCAAGAGCUGGCAACUACUUUAGGAGCCCUAAGGUCUGGCACAAUGUUUAUUUGAGGGGUUAGGGACUGCAGUUUGCCAUCACCACCACCAAAAACUGUGUCUCAAAGCGAAACAAAAAAUACAUCCUCAUUAAAAAAAAACAUGUAAUGAAACUUGGGGAUUUCUAAGUAAUGAUCCCAUAGCCAUUUCUCCUGCCAAGACAGAAUCUUUCUUGCACUUUAGAUAUAAGACAUAAUAGAUGAUACAGAAAUAAGGUUUUUUUUUCUCAGCAAGUAUUUUAAAUAAAACCUGUCAUACCCUCCAGUCUGGUCAUGUAGCCAGGUGGCUCUCAGAGGACUUCUUGUGAGUAGGAUGUCAUGUGGAAGUCUGGUUUCCACAAACUGGAUUGAAUAAACUGGUGAAAAAAAUAAUGAAGGAACUCAUAAUUGACUUGAAAUGACUUGCAGUCUUAGUGGGUAUGAUAAAUUUUAUCUUGAAUUUAGACAGAAGUAUUUUUUAGCUGCAUGAACAGCUACAUCUCUGUUUGUUAUCUCAGUCCUAUGGCAUUUGGAAGCUUAACUGGAGCUGUGCUGGGUUUGCACACUUGUCCUUUGGCAGAUUUGUUUCCAUCAGUGCCUUGCUUCACUGGGAUGUGACACGUGGAGCCUUGAUAUUAAAAUAGUUGGUAGGAAUAAAGAGAAAAAAGUCAGCAGUGAUCCAUCUCAUUUUGGUUUUGGCUUUUUCUAAGGUAGAAGCAUUAAGAAUUAUUUUGCUUUUUGUUUUAUUCAGGUCUCAGAGAUGGAUUCACCAGAAGGGGCCACAAUUAGAAGUGAGCAGAAAUUCAGGUAACUUGUAUUAGAGUUGAUACAAAGCUGUCUCUUAAUGCAAAUCUGAAACCACAGUGGGAAUAAACUAUUGAAUAUUGAAUACAAGAACAACAUCAUGCCUGAAAACUUGAAAUUAUCCAAGAAGCUAGUUUCUUCUCUGACCAAGUACUUCAUGCUCACUCAAGUUGUUUAUGAGGAAUAAAUAAUGAGAGGAAGCAAUUUGGGCUAAAUGUAGCAGGAAGGCAUGGAGUCAUCAAACACACUUCAUUUGUAGGCACUAGCUAGCAACCAUACCUACAUGUUUAUUGCUUUGCCUGAGGCCAUUUCAAGUUGAACAUUAUAGUUUGACCUAGACAGUUUCAGGUGAUUGUGAAAUAAGAGGUGUUAAUAAUCUUUAUUACCAUGUUACCAGGAACUGAAAAUCAGUAAAGGUAAUUUGGAAACUCAGGGGUUUCUGUACUAUUGAAAUCCUUGUUUGUACAGAAGUGAUUUUGCUGUAUGGUUUAUAUGCAUUUUCACUUCUUUGCUGAGUAAUCAUGAAAGACAGGUGUUCCUCACAGUUCCCUGUGCUGGUUUGUGCAGAGACUAUGGAUGUCACACCAACAUACCUCUGAGAGGGAUCUGUGGGUAGUAAUCUCUAAAUAGUGAGUUGGAUGAACCCUUGAUCUGAAGCAGCACGACUGCUAUGUUCACAUAUCCUACAGUGAUCAUCAAUGAUAAUAAAAUAUUCCACUUUUUCUGAGAAAAAACCCAAAAAUUUGUUUUCUUGGAAUAUUGUGACUUGCCCCUUUGAAAUAGUUCUACUUCCUUUCUAUCACAGGUUUUAGUUCAGUCACUGGACGUUCUUUUGCCUACUUCUUUCAGUAUUUCAUUGGAAAUGGUGUUUGGCUUGCCCAGUGGCCUGGAAAUUGGCAAUUGUCAAUUUGGACCACAGAGAUGGUAGUGAUUUGAAGCAUUUUUUUGGCUGGCAUUGACCAUUCACAUUUAUCUGUCUGAAAUGGCAAAAAGGCUUCAAUUGUUGGUUUAUGGGAGGCCAUGAGCUUCUUGUGGCUGCCCAUCUCAUUCCUUAUGUAGGAAUGGAGAACUCUGUUCCUGCUGGUUGGUUGGUGUUUUGCAGAAGCUUUAAUGGCUCAGGUGAACUUCUGGAGUCAGUCCCUGAGCUCUUCAGGCAAGCCAGGAAAUGCACCGUGAACAAUGAAUGCUUUUGUUUUCUGUGUUCAAGAAAAUUCUUAAAAAGCCUUGUAAGAAAGCAGCCUCGGGACCUUCUCCUGGUAAUUGGGACGGGGGUGAGUGCUGCAGUAGCCCCAGGAAUCCCUGCACUCUGUUCCUGGAGAAGCUGCAUUGAGGCUGUCCUUGGAGCAGCUGAGCAGCUGGAGGUGCUGCACCCGGGGGAUGUCGCAGAAUUCCGUAAGAAAGUUAGCAAAGAGAGAGACCUGCUUGUGGUUGCACAUGAUCUCAUCAGGAAGAUGUCUCCACGUACCGGGGACACAAAGCCCAACUUCUUCCAGGAUUGCUUAAUGGAGGUGUUCGAUAAUUUAGAACAACACAUUCAGAACCCUGUGGUUCUGCAAUCCAUCCUGAGGCUCAUGGAGAGAGGCACAAUGGUUCUGACUACAAACUAUGACAAUUUGCUUGAAAUAUUUGGUCAGCAACAGGGUAAACCUAUGGAAUCUUUAGACCUUAAAGAUAAGGAUAAGGUUCUUCAGUGGGCAAGGGGCCACGUGAAAUAUGGAGUUCUUCAUAUUCACGGCUUAUAUACAGAUCCCUGUGGAAUGGUGCUUGAUCCCUCGGGAUAUAAAGAUGUUACUCAAGAUCCUGAAGUCAUGGAGGUUCUUCAGAACUUGUACCGAACCAAGUCUUUUUUGUUUUUGGGUUGUGGAGAGACUCUGCGUGACCAGAUAUUCCAAGCUCUUUUUCUUUACACAGUAAAGAACAAAGUGGAUCUAGAACAUUACAUGUUGGUGCUUAAAGAAAACGAAGACCACUUUUUUAAGCUCCAAGCAGAUAUGCUGCUGCAUGGAAUAAAAGUGGUGUCCUAUGGGGACUGCUUCCAACAAUUCCCAGAGUAUGUCCAGGAUCUGACUGCUCAAAUCUGCAAACAGAGAAGUCCAGAUGCUGAUCGGGUGGACAGCACAACGCUGUUGGGAACUUCAUGUGUGGAUUGUGCUAAAAGGAAGUUAGGAGAAAGCAGCACUGAUUCUCCUAAGAGAGUCAAGCAGCCAGAUAAUGAUAUACCCCCUCUUCAAUGAAAAAGCCCCAAGCACUCCAAGCUUUUUAACAGUAGGUGUUUUACAUCUGCUGCAUGGAAAGUUUUGAGCUGGUAUUUCCAUGAUUUUCAGUGGAAUAAAACUGUACAUACUAGCUUUCUCUUUUCUAAA
Molecule: messenger RNA, 3205 nt
Organism: Sturnus vulgaris (Common starling)
Lineage: Eukaryota; Metazoa; Chordata; Aves; Passeriformes; Sturnidae
Gene: SIRAL2
Product: SIR2 antiphage like 2
Source: RefSeq, a predicted model, not a curated record